AUCAAAUUAAUCAUAUUGCAUUGUUGAAAAGAUCUAGAAUAGACAUCUGAAGACUGAAUUUGGCUGCAAUUUAGCAUACUGGACAAAAGACAAACAUGUUUCAAAAUCGUAAGGCAUUUAGAAAAAUACAAUACAAGUACAUUCAUGUGUUAAUUGGAUAUACACUCCUAAAUAUGAUAUGCUUAAUCAUUUACAUGAACGACCAAACAUCUUAUGAUAACCGACUAAAUGGACUACAGGAUACAAAAGAUAAAAAGCAACACAAAAAUGUAUUUUUUCUCAAACUUCAUAAAACGGCUAGCUCGACAAUACAAAAUAUAUUUUUUCGUUAUGUUGACUCAAAUGAUUUGAAUAUGGCACUACCAAAGGAGGGAGGAACAACAUUUAACUAUUCUCAUAUGUUUUCAAGGGAAUUUGUUCAACCAUCUGUUAAACCAUUCAAUGUGAUAUGUCAUCACCUACGAUAUCAUAAAAAUGUUCUUGGCAUAAUGCCAGCAGAUACUAAAUCCAUUACAAUCAUCAGGAACCCUGACACACAGUUUGUUUCAUCCUUCAACUAUUUCAAUUUCAAAAACUGCUUCAAAGGGAUCAAAACGAUUGAGGAGUUUGCGAGAGUUUUACCGAAAAUCAAAAAAGAAGGAUCGUGUGCAAAGAUUAACCCACAGAACUCGAUGCUUUAUGAUUUUGGACUUCCUUUUACUAGCAUCACAAACAUUACUGCAAUAAAGGAUAAAAUAAUAGAAGUUGAUAAAACAUUUGAUUUGGUGAUAUUAAGUGAGUACAUUGAUGAAGGAUUAAUCCUUAUGCGAGAACUCCUCGGGUGGACAAACAAAGAUAUCAUUUAUCUUAACAAACUCGUUAAUUCAAGACCAAAAGAAACAAUCUCAACUGAAACACAGGAUAACUUACGGGAAUACAACAAAGGAGAUGUUCUCCUCUAUGAACACUUUAAUAAAACAUUCUGGCAAAAAGCCAAACAUUUUGGUAUUCAGAAACUGAAAACAGAAGUUGAAAAUUUUCGUAAAUUGAGACAAAAAUGGUAUAACUUCUGUAUUGAAGCAACAUUACCAGGAGACCAAAUAAAAGACAUUGACUUCAAGGCAGACUAUAAUGAUGACAAAGUUCUGGCGUAUAAUAUGAAUGAAAAUGCAAAAGAAACAGAGCUAUGUUAUCAGCUUAUUACUCAGGAGUUACAAUACUCAAUGUAUUUUAAUGCGAGGCUUCAAAAAUAUUGGUCAUAAUUAUGGGAAGUUCCUUUCUUUGCAGGCAGAGCUCCAAAUGGGAAGUUAUUUUAUUAGAGGGUGUAUAUGAAGAGCUGUUUUCAUUUUCAAGUUUUCAGGUGGAGUGACGGGUUAAACUAUAUUGGAAUUGACUUUGUUUCUUCACAACGGUUGUCAUUCUGACACCAUUCCUCAUGCAAUAACUUCAUGGGGCCUCUAGAAUGACCAGUUUUUGUGCUGAUAGAGCUAUCCAGAAUAAAUAUAGUGUCAAAUCAAAUCGAUUAAUCUUACCUUUCUUAGAGCCCAUAACGUAAUGAGCCCAUUCACUGUCAUCAUCGCCAAAGAAAUCUCCAACACACAGUAACAACUGGAAAAAAUUAGUGUUCUAUUAACAGGGUUCCUAAUUGGCAGCAGGCUCACGCUAUAUUGAUGGCAGACUACACUACAGGCAUAUUCAAUGAUAUUCAAUAUCAGGUUUUAUAUGCGUGAUUAUGCUCUGACCAUGGUAUAAUGGCUAAUAUGACAUAAUUGACAUUAUAUUUCUUGUACUUACAUCAAAUGCUCCAGUUUUCUUCUGGAUUGAGUCGACUCUCUUAUAAAGUGUUCCAAACUUUCCCUGCACAUCACCAGCUACCAAUCUAAAGAAUUGAACAAUAUUACAUAUGAUUUAUACAGAUCAUUUAACUGAUGUUCUUUCAUAUCACUCUUUGCAGGACAAAAAUACUCUCUGGAGCAAAUCUCAAAUAUUAUUUGUUCAGGUAUUUAAAAUCUCAGAAAACUCAAGUGUCUUGUCUGUGCUUUCUUUUCCAUAAUGUGGUGAUGUAAACUUCAAAAUGGUAAAAACUGUUUGAAUGGUACAACUUCAAUUUGGUGGCCAUUGUUUGGGUAAAUCCUUCUUAUCAGAAAUUAGUUUAGAGAAUACAAGAGAAAAAUAUUUGAUGGGGGCUUCCAAAGGGUACAUCAAAAUUGUAGAUAAAACUAUUAGAUCAAUCCAUUAGAAGUACUAUUCAACUUUCUACAAAGUAAAUUAAAUCGAUAAUUUCCAUUUUCCAUUUUUCCUAUGGCUGCACAUGUUAUUUUCUGAUAUAAAAUAAUGUACAAGUA
Messenger RNA from Owenia fusiformis, 2324 nucleotides. Lineage: Eukaryota; Metazoa; Annelida; Polychaeta; Sabellida; Oweniidae. The record is from the annotation of a GenBank genome assembly.